Phymastichus coffea is the source of this 623-nucleotide messenger RNA. Its product is annotated as general odorant-binding protein 56d-like. Gene Ontology annotation, molecular function: odorant binding. The transcript has 5 exons. Bases 104 to 508 code for a protein of 134 amino acids. Lineage: Eukaryota; Metazoa; Arthropoda; Insecta; Hymenoptera; Eulophidae. Gene Ontology annotation, biological process: sensory perception of smell. The record is from RefSeq and is a predicted model, not a curated record.
CUGCUGCAUAAAAAGGAUCGCAAUUUAGUUACCGUGUAUUCAGUCUUCCGUAAAGCUGUUGCGAGUGCUCGACUCUAUUCUGCCUAUACGCGCACUCUUCGAUAUGAAAUACUUCGUUGUCGUCUUCGCUAUCUGCAUCCCCAGCGCUCUCGCUGGAAUCACCGAUGAGCAAAGAGCUAAACUCGUAGAGCACAAAGUUGCCUGCGUGGCUGAAACUGGAGUAUCCGAAGACAUGGUCGCUAAGCUUAAGGGAGGAGAGCCUGUGGUGUUCGAUGACAAACUCAACUGCUUCUCCGCUUGUAUGCUGAAAAAAAUUGGAAUCAUGAAAGCUGACAACAGCAUUGAUGAACAAGUCGCUCGUGCUAAAGUCCCCCAGGAUUUGCCUCAAGACAAAGUUGACCAAGUUAUAAACUCUUGCAAGACUCAAGUUGGAAAGGAUAGCUGCGAGACCGGCGGAAAGGUUUUGGACUGCCUCGCAAAGUCCAAGGCCGUCACCCUUCUCCAGUAAGCUCAUUCGUCCCCGAUGAAACUCAAAUCUAAACGAUUGUGAUCGCAUUUGUAUUUUUAAGAUGUAUUUGUAAAUAAAUUUAGUUUGUGCACGUAAUUAUCAGGCGUAUCCAUUC